AUGAGACGCUCCGCCCGCACGCUCAUCGUCUAUGUCGCGGCGUGUGCCGUCGUCGGCUUCAUCUUCAUCUCGUCGCCCCACGGGCACGGGUUCACCGCCAGCCUCGAGAACGCGCGCCGCCUCGCCGGCGCCGCCGCUAGCAACGCUGGCGGAGGCGGCAGUGUGAGCGACGUCAGGAGCCAGGCGCUCAGCUUCCUCACCGCGGUGCAGAACCCCGACCCGUCGUACAAGAAGGAGAACUUCCCACAGCACUGGGACUACACCGGCAAGCAGGGCUUCAACGGUGGAUACAUGUGGUACACCGAGACCAAGCUCCGCGAGCUCACCGCCUGUGCUGUGCGCAACGACUGCCACCCCAACGCUUACAAGGUCGUCAUCUUCUCCGGGUGGUACUGCCACGAGACAUUCUUCCGUAAUUUCGGCGCCGGCGAGGGGACGUGGUGCAAGUCGAUGAAGAACUCGCUCGACCGACAGGGCUACACCGUGCUCCUUGCGCGCGACAACCCAGCGACGGCGUCAGCGACGACGAACAGAACUAACGCGACCCCAGAGUACGCGUACCACAUCUACCGCCAGAUCCCCGACCUCGUUGUCGGCAUCAUUGGCGACACGCACAAUGGCCACGGCAACAUUGACAGGUGGUUCAAGUCCCCUGAGAGGCCUGACGGCAUCCCGGCAUGGAAGUUCUUCCACUUUGGCUUCUUUGGGCUCCGCGACACCACAGUCGUGGGCAACAAGUGGAUCGUGAGCGCGCUUCCGAACUGGCACAAGGAGAAGGGCGAGGAGGCCGCGUGGACAUGGCUGGGGUACGACCUUCCUCUGAUCGACGCGAAGGAGGUCGUGCCGUUCGAGGAGCGCCCGCACCGCGUGUGGAUCCUCGCCAAGGACCUGUCGUACUUCUACGACCUCAACGACCUGCUCUCGUGGCCGCUCGACUUCUUCGAGCGCGCCACCCAGGAGCUCAGGCAGAAGUGGCCCGACUUUGAGUUUGUCGGCUCGUUCAACGACCGGCGCUUCAUCAUCCAGGAGCACCAGAAGGACCAGACCAAGCCCAAGCUCAAGCCGCGCGAGCAGCCCAAGGGCAUCGUCGCGCUCGGCGGCGGGGUCGGCGGCGAGGAGGGCACGCUGCUCUCCCCGGCCGAGUUCCGUCGCGAGCUCUCCAACUCGCGCGUCAUGCUUGGUAUCGGCCGCCCGACCGUCAGCCCGAGCCCGUACGAGGCGAUGAUGCUGGGUGUGCCGUUCAUCAAUCCUUACUGGCCCGGACCACACGACCCGAACGGGACAGACCACUCGAGCACCUGGCAUUGGACACAGCACACGUCGCUGCACUUUGAGAAGCCUCCACACGUCUACAACGCGCUCAGGAACUCGUACGAGUCCUUCAUCGAGACCAUCACGGCAGCGAUGGAGACGCCGUGCCCGCCCAAGCGGAUGGAGUGGGUGUCCGAGGAGGCGCAGGACAAGCGCAUGCGCGAGUUUAUGGAGUUUGACUGGCGCUCGCUCGCCGCCGGGAUCCUCGAGGAGCGCCUCAAGGGCAACGAGACGCAGCUCGGCAAGGGCCCGUGGCUCAACGGGCGGCACAUCCCGGAGAAGCCUGGACUCUUCGAGUUGUAG
This is a messenger RNA of Vanrija pseudolonga, 1614 nucleotides long. RefSeq lists its product as uncharacterized. Bases 1 to 1614 code for a protein of 537 amino acids. The record is from RefSeq and is a predicted model, not a curated record. The transcript is spliced from 7 exons. NCBI's taxonomy places the organism in Eukaryota, Fungi, Basidiomycota, Tremellomycetes, Trichosporonales, Trichosporonaceae.